Messenger RNA from Ostertagia ostertagi, 330 nucleotides. The record is from the annotation of a GenBank genome assembly. Lineage: Eukaryota; Metazoa; Nematoda; Chromadorea; Rhabditida; Trichostrongylidae.
AUGUAUAGAACACUUUGUAGGACUGUAACGAAAGAGGAAUGGAAUGAGGAAACGUAUCCACCCCACUGCGCCGGACUAGUUUACUUCACAUCUCUUGCAGUCGUUAAACGCCUACUGAGUUCCGCUAAUUCGCAGCGCUUCUUCUGGAUCGACGACGUCUUCAUCACCGGUGUGCUCGCUAAAGCAGUUAAUGUCACCAUCGAUGAUCUAUCAAAGAAAAUUGCAAUCACAUCACGAGUUCCCCAAGAACCUAAAUGGAAGGAAGACUUUUUCUUAACGGAGAAAAAGUAUUCAAGUUAUUGGUUCCAUGUGAUCAAUUAUAACCUGCAG